Puccinia graminis f. sp. tritici CRL 75-36-700-3 is the source of this 987-nucleotide messenger RNA. RefSeq lists its product as uncharacterized. Lineage: Eukaryota; Fungi; Basidiomycota; Pucciniomycetes; Pucciniales; Pucciniaceae. Gene Ontology annotation, molecular function: manganese ion transmembrane transporter activity; iron ion transmembrane transporter activity. The coding region runs from base 1 to 987 and encodes 328 amino acids. Gene Ontology annotation, cellular component: fungal-type vacuole membrane. Gene Ontology annotation, biological process: intracellular manganese ion homeostasis. The record is from RefSeq and is a predicted model, not a curated record. The transcript has 5 exons.
AUGAGUGUCUUGAAGGAACCAAUCCCGACCAUAGAAGUCCAAGACUGUGACCCACACGCAUGCAAUGAACGACUCUGUUGUCGAGCUCCGGGCUCCGACGAGGAAAGAACAAUGAUCGAUAUUGACGUGGUUCGAAACAUAAUUAUCGGACUGAGUGAUGGUUUGACAGUCCCCUUCGGCCUCACUGCGGGACUAUCAUCCUUGGGUUCCUCAAGGCUUGUCGUUGUCGCCGGAAUGGCAGAGCUGAUUUCCGGGGCCAUUUCGAUGGGAGUUGGAGGAUAUCUUGCAUCCGAAGCGGACCGAGAUCAAUUCAGAUAUCGACAAAGAGUGAUUCGGAAGCGAGUGGCACACUCUUGCUCGAGCUCGAUGGACCGACAGGUCCAAGAAAUUCUGCAACCCUUUGGGAUCAGUCAUGGUCUCUGCGGCAUGGUCAGCAAUGACUUGUUGAAAUUUGAAUACCUCAGAACUACCUCCAAGGAUCGGGCCAAAAAAUCAUCUGGCUUCAAGAAGAGCGCACUCGUCUGUUUGCUCUCGACUCUCCUUUCUAGUAGAAAGACACCCGAUUAUGACUCGGUCUCUCAAGAGAAAUCUUCCGACGAGGAAGCUUUGCAACUCACCGGAUUCGAAUCCGAAUCUUUAGGUCUCGGUAUGACCGAAUUUCUGCUCAAGUUUGGCGAAGGCGUAGAAGAAGUUUCCACAUUUCAGAUGUAUCUCUCUGCAUUCACCAUCGGCUUUUCCUAUUUCAUCGGCGGUCUUAUUCCAAUGGCACCUUACUUCUUCAUCGAUAAAGCAAAUGCAGCCUUAUUCUGGAGCAUUGGUGUGAUGAUAUUAACUCUGUUGGUUUUUGGAUCACUGAAGGCUUACUUCACCGGUGCCAGGAUCGGUUUUAUGGGAUACCUGAAAGGAAGUUUGUCCACCAUUGUCGUGGGUGGCGGAGCGGCUGCAGCCAGUUACUGGGUCGUGAAACUGCUGGACGUCAAGGAUUGA